Messenger RNA from Penicillium arizonense, 111 nucleotides. RefSeq lists its product as uncharacterized. The transcript has 2 exons. Lineage: Eukaryota; Fungi; Ascomycota; Eurotiomycetes; Eurotiales; Aspergillaceae. The coding region runs from base 1 to 111 and encodes 36 amino acids. The record is from RefSeq and is a predicted model, not a curated record.
AUGGCAGUCAUCAACCUCGUGCCUUUGUGCACCGGUAUCAGCUUUGGUCUUCCGGCGGAUCUGCUCCACGUGGACCGCCAGAUGCUCGCGUGGUUCCAUCGCUGGCCGUAA